Herpailurus yagouaroundi (jaguarundi) is the source of this 4035-nucleotide messenger RNA. RefSeq names its product solute carrier family 31 member 1 (gene SLC31A1). The record is from RefSeq and is a predicted model, not a curated record. NCBI's taxonomy places the organism in Eukaryota, Metazoa, Chordata, Mammalia, Carnivora, Felidae. Gene Ontology annotation, biological process: copper ion transmembrane transport. Gene Ontology annotation, molecular function: copper ion transmembrane transporter activity. The coding region runs from base 1 to 906 and encodes 301 amino acids. The transcript is spliced from 6 exons. Gene Ontology annotation, cellular component: membrane.
AUGCCGCGGCGGCGUGCUGCUUUCCGGCAGGACGAACUCUCGCACGGCACGCGCGCCCGUGUCGUAAAGCUUCUCCAGCCUGCAGAGGCGGUGAAAUUCGCGGGAGCUCCAAAAUCCUGCGCAGGGAUUGGCCAACGAGGCAGGGGGCGGGGCAGGGGCAGGAAUCCGCGGCCUUGGUGGCUGUCGUGGACACGUCGAGCCGGGCAUAAGUGGAGGGGGCUUCGGAAGAGUCGUGCGAUUGGUGACGGGUUAAGGUUCCAAGAGGGAGGUGCCGGUGGCAAGACUGGAUCUGGAAGAAUCUUCUGCCGAGUCUCAACUUUUCCUGCAAUCGUGGACCAUUCCCACCAUACGGGCACAAGCCAUAUGGCUGACAACAGUACAACGGCGCCUCCUCACCACCACCACCACCCGACUACUUCGGCCCACCACUCUCAUGGCGGGGGAAUGGACGGUAUGAUGAUGUCUAUGACCUUCUACUUUGGCUUUAAGAAUGUGGAACUGUUAUUUUCUGGUUUGGUGAUCAAUACAGCUGGAGAAAUGGCGGGAGCUUUCGUGGCAGUGUUUUUACUAGCAAUGUUCUAUGAAGGACUCAAGAUAGCCCGAGAGAGCCUACUGCGUAAAUCACAAGUCAGCAUCCGCUACAAUUCCAUGCCUGUCCCAGGACCAAAUGGAACCAUCCUUAUGGAGACACACAAAACUGUUGGGCAACAGAUGCUGAGCUUUCCCCACCUCCUGCAGACAGUGCUGCAUAUCAUCCAAGUGGUCAUCAGCUACUUCCUCAUGCUCAUCUUCAUGACCUACAACGGGUACCUCUGCAUUGCAGUAGCAGCGGGGGCUGGCACAGGAUACUUUCUCUUCAGCUGGAAGAAGGCAGUGGUGGUGGACAUCACAGAGCAUUGCCAUUAGCGUUCAACUCCAUGGUGCGGCCUUAUCGAUUGCAGUGGGAAGCAGUUCAAGACUGAAAGACAUGAUUCCUACUCCAAUCUUCCCUUCUUGCUCCUUAUUUCCUUUCUCUCUCUCUCUCUCUCUCUCUCUCUCUCUCUCUCACACACACACACACACACACACACACACACACACACACCCCUACUCAACAGAGGCUUAGCUUUUAGUCUCUGAGCUAAGGUGAUAACCUCCCCGGGUUUUUUCUAAUGAUCUGAGAUUCCCUCAGAAUCUCUCCUCCCUCAUCAUCUUAGAUCCAAGUUACAUGUAGCUGUCUAUUCAAGACUUGAUCACCUGCUUCCUUUUUUAGUCCUCUGUUUUUAUUUUGUUAACAGACAGUGUGUGAAUUUGGUGGGUUUCUCCUGGGUCGGUGAUGCAAGGAGAUUCUAUUCAGCUAGGAUUGAUGGAAGCUGAGGGAAAUUCUGGCCCAACUAAAUCCAGAACCCAAACUUAACACUUGAAAGUGAGUUCCAGUCUUUGGAUUCGAUAAGUGUGAAAUACAUUGUGCCUUUCACUAGUUGUGAUGUGUUGCGUCAGAAUCUUUGUAGUGUCUAGAAGGGUGGUUUGAGACUAAACACAGGGCUGGGGCGUGCAGAAGUGUGCAUUCUUAGGUGGCUGGCUCAUGAACUUGUGUUCCUACUUGACAUUUUGAUUAGAACGAACUUGUCAAUCAAAAAAAAAGAUGACAAUCAAUUUGAGAAAAUAGAAAUAGAUAUUUUAAAAUAAAACCAUUGAUACUUUGACUUGGUACCUUGGAUUGUCACAGCUGAAUGAAUCAAGAGUUUGAAUCAUUUUCUUUUGUUAUUGUUUUCUUAUGUUGGCCUCUAAACCAGUGGUUUUCAAACUUGAGCAUGCAUCGGAAUCACCCGAAGGGCUUGUUAGAGCACUAGCUUCUGGGCCUCAACCCAGAGCCCCAAAAUUGGCAUUUCUAACAAGUUCCCAGGCGAUGAUUCUGCUGAUGGUCAGGGGACCAUGCUUUGAAAAUCUCUGUUUUAAAACUAAGGAAGUGUCACCUGGUGCGGUGAGCUACCUGGUAUUGGGCACAGGAAUUUGAACUGCUGGUGGUAGGUGAUAUGUCUAAGCUUAACUCGUGUACUAAAUGCUGCUGGUCAAUACUUAAUCAUUCCAGAAACAUCUAUUCUGCUCCAGCUGUGUGUAUGUGUGCCCAAGGGCUAUAGCCAAAGUAACUUUUAUCAGUAUGUAUGAAAUCACUAGUCUUUAUUUUUAAAGGUCUGUGGUUUCUUAGAAGUAGCUUGAAGAUUGAGGAAGACCUUUGAGCUGCAGUAUAAAAUCAGCUAGUCAUGGGUCAGAAGGGCAAAAGCCCAGCCCUCUCUUUGGAGAGGUUUAGGGUAUGGUCUGCUGAUCAUCAGAUUUUCCUCAGCCCCCAGCAUCCAUGUCCACACCAAGCAGGUCCUCAUCUUCUACAUGACCAUCUUCGUUACUCUCUGGGGUUUCAUUAGAUCACAUGUGGCCAAAACCUCUUUUUCUCAAUGAAGAACCACACUGGAUUUUUAUUCUGUUCAGUUGUUAGGUUACACUGCAGUCUCGUUCCCAGUCCAAACAACCUGCAUGAAGCGACUCUUCCUGUGCUAGUCUGUUAAAUCCUGCCCUCCUUGGUGCUAGACUCCAAUCGUGCCUCAGGGCAGAGGAGACAAAACACAACUAUUCUGUUGGUCUCUGUUGUGGUUUUGAAGUUUGUACUUUCUCUGUGGGUGCCAGUUAAAUAUUGGAGAGCAAGGAAUGUGUACUUCCAUGGCUUUAAGUCAAGAGAGGGUUAUCAGCUUCCUGGAUCGAGGGUAAAAUCUAAGAACCAAGAUUUAGAGUUUUGUGCUUUUUUCUCAUUCCAACCACUUGUGCUGAUAUUUAGCAAGAGUAGAGUGAAUGACAGGUAGCGACAGAGUCCAACAGGAAGGUGUAAAUAGCCUGCUAUUAUCUCAGAAGCCAAGGAAUAAUAAAACCAUGAGAAAAUAAGACUCAAUGUUUAAUAGUGACCCUGGUGCUCUCUGGAAAUCUUGGCAUGAGCUGCUAUAAAAUAUCCUUUUCAGAAACAGGACUUUAUCAGUAAGGUAAGAAAAAUCGAGGCCAGUUAAGACAAAGUGCUGUGAGUUUGAAACUCAACAGAGAAACAUCAGUUUGGGAUAGGUCUUCAGGUACUCAAGAUCGAGUGUCAUGUAAAACCUGAAUUCCAGCGAUUCUUAGAUUAGGUUGCCAAAGGAAGAAGCUAGUGAAGGAGAAACAAUUUAAACCUUAAAUUCCAUCUUUCUUGAGCUCUUGGAUUGUUAAUGAUCUCAUUGACUUUGAUUUGUGUAUCUCUGUCCAUCAGUUUAGUGCCUGACUUCUUUGUUCCUUCCGGAUCCAAAUUUCUUUUCUUCCUUCCCUGUUCAACAGCUCUUAGAAGCCUGUAUCGCCAUUUCUUUGGCUUUUCUUUCCCUUUCUGUCUUUUCAGUCUUUAAUCCCGUGUAUCUGGUUUAUUAAUCUCCUUAGCCCUCCUGAUGCCGUGGACAUAGCUGUGCAGUGGAUCUAGAUACCCGUCAGAAGUUGUAAAACCCCUUAAGCACGCUCUGAGGAGGAGUUGUUCUGCCAGAAUGUCUAUAAAAAGCUGAGUAAAGGGCUGCCUACGAGUACCACCUGCAGAGUCCCAGAAUCUUAGGUGCUGUCUCCAGUCUAUGUUGGAGGAACACUCAGCCCCUCGUUGUCCACGAACAGGGAAUCCUCUGUGUCCAACAGCAAAUGAAAAAUUAAGGUUUCUUCACUACUUCUUUGGUAGGACUGUCUGGCAUUCUAUUUCAGACUGAGGCUCUGGGCUUGGGAUCUAGCCACAGAGUUUCUUAUAAGGAGCUGGAAGGGGAGGGGGCAGGGGUUACAUGUUCAUGUCCUUUAAUUUUGAUCCUGCUCUCUCCAGCUGCUUCUUUCAGAAGAUACAGCUAAAGAUACAAAGUCUGCAUUUGAUAUAAUGCCUUAAUCACUGAGUCUACAAUUAAUGUUGACCGUUUUAGAUUGUAAGCUCCUGGAGAGCAGUAUUGCUGUAGUAGGAAUGUUUUAACAGUGUCAUAUGUAAAAGAACAAAAUAAAUAUUUUGAUUUUGUGAUUCUA